Messenger RNA from Astyanax mexicanus (Mexican tetra), 3953 nucleotides. RefSeq names its product branched chain amino-acid transaminase 1, cytosolic (gene bcat1). NCBI's taxonomy places the organism in Eukaryota, Metazoa, Chordata, Actinopteri, Characiformes, Acestrorhamphidae. Gene Ontology annotation, molecular function: branched-chain-amino-acid:2-oxoglutarate transaminase activity. Gene Ontology annotation, cellular component: mitochondrion. The record is from RefSeq and is a predicted model, not a curated record. Gene Ontology annotation, biological process: L-valine biosynthetic process; L-leucine biosynthetic process. Bases 144 to 1286 code for a protein of 380 amino acids. The transcript is spliced from 11 exons.
AGAAGAGCACAGGCUGUUCCACUGUGAAGAAGCUGAGGAUCUGUGAAGAAGUGAAGACGUCGUAUUUGGCUGUAUUUUAACGUUUUUCCAGCAGCUCAGACUGUCUUUAGUCUUUAGUUGAGUGUUCUUCCCUGUGCUGAGAUAUGCCGGACCAAGGUGAAGAUCCUGCUCUGAAUGAUGUGGGCGUUAACAGCGUUCCUAGUUUUAAGGCAGAAGAUACAGUGCUCCAGCUGUCUGAUGCUAAAAAACCCAAACCUGAGUUGGAGGGGCUUCAGUUCGGCACCGUGUUCACAGAUCACAUGUUGGUGAUUGAGUGGAGCAGUGAGGGCGGGUGGGAGAAACCUCGGAUUCAGCCUUUUGGAAACCUGAGCAUCCACCCUGCCUGCUCCGCCAUGCACUACGCUGUUCAGCUUUUUGAGGGAAUGAAGGCCUACAGAGGAGCAGAUGGAAGAGUGCGACUGUUUAGACCCAUGCUGAACAUGACGCGAAUGCUAAAAUCUGCCAACAGAGCCUGUUUACCUGGUUUUGAUCGUGGUGAGCUGCUGGAGUGCAUCAGGAAACUGGUGGAAGUGGAUCAGGAAUGGGUUCCUCAGUCUGAAUCUGCUAGUCUUUAUAUUCGUCCCACUUUUAUCGGGACUGAGCCUUCUCUAGGUGUAAAGAAGCCCUCGAGAGCGAUGCUGUUCGUGAUCCUCUGUCCUGUCGGCUCGUACUUCAGCACAGGGACCAAACCGGUGUCUCUGUGGGCCGACUCUAAAUACAUCAGAGCCUGGAGAGGAGGAACAGGAGACUGCAAAAUGGGAGGGAACUAUGGAGCUUCUAUCUACGCCCAGUAUGAGGCCGUGGAUUACGGCUGCCAGCAAGUGCUGUGGCUGUACGGAGACGACCAUCAGAUCACGGAGGUCGGCACCAUGAACCUGUUCCUGUACUGGAUCAACGAGAAAGGAGAGGAAGAACUUGCGACGCCUCCUCUGGAUGGGAUCAUCCUGCCAGGCAUCACACGGCAGAGCAUCUUGGAUAUUACACGGCAAUGGGGGGAGUUUAAAGUGUCGGAGCGGUACCUGACCAUGGCUGAUCUUCGUCUGGCUCUGGAGGAGGAGCGUGUGAAGGAGAUGUUCGGUUCAGGAACAGCGUGUGUGGUCAGUCCGGUUGGCCGUGUGCUGUAUCAGGGAGAGAAUCUUCAGAUUCCCUGUGAGAGUAACUGUCCCCCACUCGUCUCUAGACUUCUGAAGGAGCUCACAGACAUCCAGUACGGCCGAACACCAAGCGACUGGUCUCUCCUCGUGUAGACGGAUCUCGAUUUUGAGUUGUUGGGUUUCUGCAAUGAUACGACAAAAAACUCUUAACGCACAUGUAUAACUAAAUACACACACAGGGUACAAAACCAAGACCAUUAAAACAUGAAUAUGAACUGAUUAGAAAAUGAACGGAUUAUUCUAUUAAGUAAUGUGCAAAAAUGUGAAAAUAUGAUUAUAAAAUGUAAUUGCAAUAUUCCCUUUACUUUCCUUAAUGUACUUAAUGCAAUAAGGUGUCCUUCAUAAUUAGUGCCAUUCAUUGUGCAUAAUAUAAUAUUACCCAUAUAUAUAUACAUAUAUACAGCUCUGGAAAAAAUGAAGAGAGCACUUCAGUUUCUGAAUCAGUUUCUCUGAUUUUGCUAUUUAUAGGUUUAUGUUUGAGUAAAAUGAACAUUGUUGUUUUAUUCUAUAAACUACAGACAACAUUUCUCCCAAAUUACAAAUAAAAAUACUGUCAUUUAGAGCAUUUAUUUUAUUUAAUACCUCAAAUAAUGCAAAGAAAACAUAUUCAUAAAGUUCAGAAAUCAAUAUUUGGUGGAAUAACCCUUGGCAUCAUGUUCUUCUCCUCCACCAGUCUUACACACUGCUUUUGGAUAACUUUAUGCUGCUUUACUCCUGGUGCAAAAAACAAUUCAAGCAGUUCAGUUUGGUGGUUUGAUGGCUUGUGAUCAUCCAUCUUCCUCUUGAUUAUAUUCCAGAGGAUUUUAAAUUGGUAAAAUCAAAUAAACUCAUCAUUUUUAAGUUCUCUCUUAUUUUUUUUACCAGAGUUGUAUAAAUGAUAAAUGAUCUGUUUUAAUCCUAUACAGUACAUAUAAGCACAAAGUGUAUUGCACAUAGAUUACAGAUUAUCAGCUGUUUUUAAGGUUACUUUACCAAAAUAUGAAAAAUUACAAAAGACCCAAAAGCUUCGAUGCUCUAAAGAGUGAGAAUCAAGAGAAUCAAAAUUAAAUUUGCUUUUAAAUAGAACAAAUAAAAAAUAACUUUUUUUAAAUAUGGAGAUUUUAAUUUGAUUGGAUUUAGAGUGAUUUUGUAUUGAUGGGUUCUUGGGUUCAUAAAGUUUUUUUUUUCUUUUUAACUAAGAUUUAAACUUCAACCAUAGAUCAUCAAUUGUUACACACUUACCUAAGACAGACCUAUAUGUACUAGUGCAUCUCAAAAAGAGUGUUACAUUAUUUCAUUAAUUCAGUUUUAAAUGUAAAACUCAUAUAUUAUAUAGAUGUAUUAAACACAGAGUGAUCUAUUUUAAGUGUUUAUUUCUUUUAUUGUUGAUGAUUAUGAAGCUUACAGCCAAUAAAAACCCGAAAAAUCAGUGUCUCAGAAAAUGAGAAUAUUUUCUGAGAUUAUAUAAGAUCAAUUGGUGCUUUUGGAGCAGUGUGUGCAGUGUGCCAAGUCCUGCUGGAAAAUGAAAUCCACAUCUCUAUAAAAGUUGUCAGUAGCAGAGGGAAGCUGUAAGAUAUGAAGUGCUGUAAGAUUUUGUGGGAAAACAAAACUGCUCUGACUUUAGACUUGAUAAUAAAACACAGUGGAUCGACACCAGCAGAUGACAGACAUGACUCUCCAAACCAUCACUGAUCAUCAGUAAAUUUUACUUUAUUUAAUUUAAAGGAAAUCAAGGGAGCAGAGUCUGGAGGAAGAGUGGAGAGACACACAGUCCAAACUGCUCGAGGUCUAGUGUGAAGUUUCCACCAAUCAGUGAUGGUUUGGAGAGUCAUGUCUGUCAUCUGCUGGUGUUGAUCCACUGUGUUUUAUUAUUAAGUCUAAAGUCAGUGCAGUUUUGUUUUCCCACAAAAUCUUACAGCACUUCAUAUCUUACAGCUUCCCUCUGCUACUGACAACUUAUUUUAUGGAAAUGAGGAUUUCAUUUUCCAGCAGGAUUCUUGGCACACUGCCCACACUGCUCCAAAAGUACCAAUUGGUCUUUUGAUAUAGUAUUCUAAUUUUAUUCUACACUGAUUUUUGGGUUUUCAUUGGCUGUAAGCUUCAUAAUCAUCAACAAUAAAAGAAAUAAACGCUUAAAAUAGAUCACUCUGUGUGUAAUAAAUACAUUUUCAAUGAUAUUCUAAUUUUUUGAGAUGCACUAGUACAUGUGUAUAUAUAUAAAAACUUGGAGAGUUCACAUGGACGUGUCCUUCUCUUCUUUGGAGAGUUUGAUGUGUGCAUUGUAUGGAGCCUGUAGGGAGCUACAGGUACAGGUGUGCACUCAGGAGACACGUGGAGCAGAAGUUGAGAUGUUGAGAUGUUGCAGAAGCUGCAUGUUUGCACUACAGAGGGCACAAGUGCUGGGUAAUGACUCUGCCUAAGUACCUUUGGCUGGUAAUUGAUGAAAAAACAUUGCAUUUAAAAGCUUCACACUUGUUUUUCGUAUUAGCUCAAGCACUGGAAGGGAACGUACUGUAGACGUCCACCACUUCCAUGUGAUCUCAGUGACUCCAGCGUUAUCUCAAUGUCUUAACCUUAAAGUACUUUAGACCUGUGUUGCCUUGAAUUGAAUUUUAGCGAUUAGAAGAAGAAAAAUGCAGUUUGUUGGAUUAUAGGUCUAUGUUUUAUACUGUAGAUGCCUAUAUAUUUGUUGUUGUUGUCGAUGUGUCAAAGUGCACUACAUGAGAAAAAUAAGAAAUGUCAUGUCAUGUUCUCCUCAUUAAAUAAAUGUGCGAAUCAACA